AUGGCAGGAGCCCCCAUGGUCUUCAGAGAGCCAGUGGCCAGCUACGUGGAAUCUUGUCUCAAGAGAAAAAUCAUACCAUCCUUCAAGCCUCAUCCACCAGUCGUGGGCAAAGUGACACAUCACAGCAUCGAAUUGUACUGGGAUCUGGAAAAAACAAUGACGCGGCAAGGACCCCAGGAUCAGUGGCUCAGGUUCUCCAUAGAAGAGGAAGACCCCAAAAUGCACACUUACGGUAUCAUUUAUACGGGAUAUGCAACCAAGCAUGUGGUGGAAGGUCUGGAGCCCAGGACACCAUAUAAAUUUCGACUGAAGGUCACCAGCCCCUCAGGAGAAUACCAGUACAGCCCUGUCAUCUCCGUGUCUACAACCCGAGAACCCAUAAGCAGUGAGCACUUUCACCGAGCUGUCAAUGUGAACGACGAGGACUUGCUGCUUCGAAUACUAGAAGGAGGUCAUGUCAAGAUCGAUGUUCCCAAUAAGUUUGGCUUUACUGCUCUGAUGGUCGCAGCUCAGAAAGGAUACACCAGGCUUGUGAAACUCUUAAUUUCUAACGGCACGGAUGUGAAUCUGAAGAAUGGAAGUGGCAAGGACAGUCUGAUGCUCGCAUGCUACGAAGGACACCUCGAUGUCGUGAAGUAUCUCCGACGACACGGAGCUUCGUGGGAGGCAAGAGACCUGGGGGGCUGUACAGCGCUGCACUGGGCUGCAGAUGGAGGCCACUGCCCCGUGAUCGAGUGGAUGAUCAAGGAGGGCUGUGAGGUGGACGUCAUGGACACGGGUUCCGGGUGGACCCCGCUGAUGAGAGUCUCUGCGGUGUCUGGAAGCCAGAAGGUGGCCUCGGUCCUCAUCGACGCUGGGGCUGAUGUGAAUGUGAGGGACAAAGAUGGAAAGACACCUCUUAUGGUGGCUGUGUUGAAUAAUCACGAACAGUUGGUUCAGUUGCUUCUUGACAGAGGGGCAGAUCCAAGUGUCAAAAAUGAGUUUGGCAAGGGUGUGCUGGAAAUGGCUCGGGUUUUCGGCAGAAAGGUGGGCUUCCCUCUUGGCCUGUCUGGCUAA
This is a messenger RNA of Dipodomys ordii (Ord's kangaroo rat), 1056 nucleotides long. It is a transcript of the gene Fank1, whose product is annotated as fibronectin type III and ankyrin repeat domains 1. Gene Ontology annotation, biological process: regulation of apoptotic process. Gene Ontology annotation, molecular function: protein binding. The transcript has 10 exons. Bases 1 to 1056 code for a protein of 351 amino acids. Gene Ontology annotation, cellular component: nucleus. NCBI's taxonomy places the organism in Eukaryota, Metazoa, Chordata, Mammalia, Rodentia, Heteromyidae. The record is from RefSeq and is a predicted model, not a curated record.